Molecule: messenger RNA, 351 nt
Organism: Soboliphyme baturini
Lineage: Eukaryota; Metazoa; Nematoda; Enoplea; Dioctophymatida; Soboliphymatidae
Source: the annotation of a GenBank genome assembly
AUGCUAUUUGUUGAAUUAAUUUUACUUUAUGAUUUUUGUGACUUUAGCGGAGCUUUGUACGCAUCGUGCAAUCCGACUGCGAAUCAAACCGAUUUAUAUUUCUUCAACGCCCUUCCCAAUCUUCGCUGUAACAUUGCAUCACUGGUCAAAGAGAAGAAGUACGAGUUGGCCGUGCAGUUAGCUGCGAACAUUCCUGACGAGAAUAACGACGAGCGCACCAAACGCGUGCAUGACAUUAAACAUUACUACGCCUUCGACCUUUACAGAAAGCGACGCUUCAGCGAUGCGUUCCAAAUCUACAGCGAGAUUGGAGCAGGUCAGUGUCGCUUUGUUUUACUCCACUCGCACUGA